AUGAAGGCGCUAGAUCGUGAUCGUUACUUCCGAAGUUGUAACGCUGAUGUAACGACGUACGAGAUGUGGCGCCUUUCAACAUUAUUGCUCGUGGUGCACUGUCUGGUAGCGGUUCAUCUUUUCGGCUUUAAGUUUGUUAACCCAUGGCCAAUAUGUCCGGCUAACGAUAAGCGUCUACUCUCCCUGUUCAAUCUGCUGUGCAACACAACACAAACGUCUACCGUGACAACCCGAGAUGCUUGUUACGGGUGCUUUUUCAGGGCGGGUGCUCUUGCAGCAGGAUCAUCACAACUGGCAGCAAUCAGCCAAUGUGCUUCCCUGUAUCUCAUCAAUACUAGCUAUGCAACUUGUGCAACCAAUCUUGCAGGCAUUGUGACAGGUUCGCGCCCCGUAACUGUCUCGCCAACUAGUGCAUCUAGCGCCGAUUGCUACUCCGGACACUGUGAGUUUGUGCAGUGCAUCAGAAGGAUAAACGGGAACAUGCUUAUCAAUCAAUGCAUUCUGCAAACGCUCGUCAAUCGCGAUCUCAACGUGGAGGCGCAACGGAUCGGAUUCUACGUGAACACUACCUCAUGCAUUCUGGCCAAAGCUCGGUGUGAUCCUUACAAUCCAAUCACAGGACAGCUACAACAGCCGCUCAAUGUUCCAGUCGGAACAAUCGGGCGGACGGGCUCUAACUCGCUGCAAAUAUCGACAACUGGUGAUAUACGGAUCGUAUCGUUUCCUAUGAAGGUUUCUGUUGGAGAUGCUUUCUGUUCAUCGAAAACGUUGCUGGAUCAAUCAACGUUUGGUAAUUCUAUCUGCUAA
Anopheles stephensi (Asian malaria mosquito) is the source of this 807-nucleotide messenger RNA. RefSeq lists its product as uncharacterized. NCBI's taxonomy places the organism in Eukaryota, Metazoa, Arthropoda, Insecta, Diptera, Culicidae. The record is from RefSeq and is a predicted model, not a curated record. The coding region runs from base 1 to 807 and encodes 268 amino acids. The transcript is spliced from 3 exons.